AUGUCAGUAAUUUUGGAACUUUAUUUUCCCUGGUCCCCAUGGGCCUCUUCUUUGCACAGGUACCUGGAGCUGGAGAGCAGUGGCCAUCGGAAUGAAGUCAGACUGCAUUAUCGGUCAGGCAGUCACCACCCGCACACGGAAGUCUUUCCAUACAUUUUGGCUGAUGACAAUUGGCACAAGCUCUCCUUAGCCAUCAGUGCCUCCCAUCUGAUUUUACAUGUUGACUGCAAUAAAAUAUACGAGAGAGUGGUGGAAAAGCCCUCCACAGACUUGCCUCUGGGCACAACAUUUUGGCUGGGACAGAGAAAUAAUGCGCAUGGAUAUUUUAAGGGUAUAAUGCAAGAUGUGCAAUUACUUGUCAUGCCCCAAGGAUUUAUUGCUCAGUGCCCAGAUCUUAAUCGCACCUGUCCAACUUGCAAUGACUUCCAUGGACUCGUGCAGAAAAUCAUGGAGCUGCAGGACAUUUUGGCCAAAACAUCAGCCAAGCUGUCUCGAGCUGAGCAGCGAAUGAAUAGAUUGGAUCAGUGCUAUUGUGAGAGGACCUGCACCACGAAGGGAACCACCUACCGAGAAUUUGAGUCCUGGACCGACGGCUGUAAGAACUGCACGUGCCUGAAUGGAACUAUCCAGUGCGAAACUCUGAUCUGCCCGGUUCCUGACUGCCCCCUUAAGUCGGCUCUUGCAUACGUGGAUGGCAAGUGCUGUAAGGAAUGCAAAUCAAUAUGUCAAUUUCAAGGACGGACCUACUUUGAAGGAGAGAGAAAUACGGUUUAUUCCUCUUCUGGAGUAUGUGUUCUCUACGAGUGCAAGGACCAAACCAUGAAGCUGGUUGAAAGUUCUGGCUGUCCGGCUUUGGAUUGUCCAGAAUCUCAGCAGAUUACCUUGUCUCAUAGCUGUUGCAAAGUUUGUAAAGGUUAUGACUUUUGUUCUGAAAGACAUAACUGCAUGGAGAAUUCUGUCUGCAGAAAUCUGAAUGACAGGGCUGUUUGUAGCUGUCGAGAUGGUUUUAGGGCUCUUCGAGAGGACAAUGCCUACUGUGAAGGUAAUCCUUGUAAUGAUGUGUAG
This is a messenger RNA of Leptonychotes weddellii (Weddell seal), 1065 nucleotides long. The record is from RefSeq and is a predicted model, not a curated record. Lineage: Eukaryota; Metazoa; Chordata; Mammalia; Carnivora; Phocidae.